Molecule: messenger RNA, 2040 nt
Organism: Lasiodiplodia theobromae
Lineage: Eukaryota; Fungi; Ascomycota; Dothideomycetes; Botryosphaeriales; Botryosphaeriaceae
Product: Alpha beta hydrolase fold protein
Exons: 4
Coding region: 1-2040 (679 amino acids)
Source: RefSeq, a predicted model, not a curated record
AUGAUGAAAGCGUCCGCGCCUGCCGAGCCGCACCACCCUCGCCAGCCCGCGCCCCGCCGGCUGGCCGCUGCAGCCCGCAGCGCGUUCCUUCUCGUCGUCCUUCUGUACUUUGCCGCCACCGUUGGCCGCCUGGUGACUUUCGUGGGCAGCGAGCUGGAUGGGCGUGCGCGCCAGCACGCCGAAGCUUCUAAAACACCAAGCUUCUCGUGGGAUGCUGCUCCCUCUGCGAAGCACCUCGCGUUCCAGCCAUGCUACCGCGAUUUCCGGUGCGCACGUGUCGAGUUGCCGCUGGACUGGUGGAACGGCACCUUCCCUGACAGGCACGUCAGCUUGGCGGUGACCAUGCUUCCCGCCAAAGUCCCCGUCACCGACCCUCGUUACGGCGGCCCGGUGCUUCUGAAUCCAGGAGGCCCGGGAGGCUCUGGAGUCGACCUCGUAACUGCCAUGGGACUUGCUAUCCAGACCAUCAUUGAUUCUCCCGUUGAUCCAGCAUCCGAGUCUCCGGAAAAUUCGACCUCCAAGUACUUCGAUGUCGUCGGGUUUGACCCGCGCGGAAUCGGCCGCACUACUCCUGGUGCCCAUUGUUUCCGCGCCGCAUCUAUUAGGGAAUCAUGGAACCUGCGGUUGGACUCGCAAGGCAUCCUGGGCAGCUCCGAUGCCGUGCUCGGUCGGCGUUGGUCCAUGGUUAAUGCACUUGGAGCGUCGUGCGCCGGGCUGGAUGACGAUGGCGAUGUGAAACACUACGUCACGACCGCAUCAGUCGCGCGCGAUAUGCUGGAACUUGCCGAGCUCUUUGGCCAGUACCGCGAGGCUGAAACCUGGCGCAUCCUGACCGAGGACGCAAUCGAGAUGUGCGAGAAACACGGAGUAUGCGCAUCUUUGAAGCUGCCAGAGAUUUAUGUUCCCGGGACCGAGAAACUCCAGUACUGGGGCUUCUCGUAUGGUACCUUGCUUGGAAGCACAUUUGCAUCCAUGUUCCCCGGCCGUGUUGGGAGGCUUGUUCUGGACGGGGUAGUCCACGGCUCCAACUACAUGAAGACACUUUGGUCUGAUAACCUAGAGGAUACGGAGAAGACGAUGCAAGCCUUCUAUGACCGUUGCGCUGAAGCUGGCCCGACCCUUUGCCCACUGGCUGGCCACAACAUGUCGGCGGUCGACAUUAAGGCCAAGGCCACGGCUGUUCUCGACAAGAUGUAUCACAACCCUAUCCAGGUCAAAGGCGAGUUUCCCGAGAUCGUCACCUGGAGCGACGUCAGGCUCUUCAUGUUCAUGGCCCUCUACGAACCACUACAUGCUUUCCCGCUCAUGGCUGAGAUGCUUGCUGCCUUGGCUCGCGGGGAUGAAGACGGAGAAAUGGAGCGCUACCUGACGAGCAAGCACUUUUUCGCUUGCGCUGCCAAGGGAAAUGACACGGAUAUCGCGCAAGUUGAUGGCGAAGCUUCAAUGGCUAUCAUGUGCAGUGACGGUGACCCACAGGAUUACUUGGACCUGGACGGCAUGGAUGAGCACUGGCGCAAGCUGGAUGAAAUUUCUCCGACCGUCGGUGCCAUGUGGGCUGGACACAGGAUGAACUGUGCGAAUUGGAAAUUCAGGCCCUUGUUCAGAUUUACUGAUUUCAAGCCCGAGUUUGGCGGUGACACUUCCAACCCUAUCCUUUGGAUUGGGAAUACUGCGGACCCGGUUACUCCGUUAAUCAAUGCGCACAAGAUGAAAUCGUUAUUUCCUGGUUCGGAAGUAUUGACGCAGAAUUCGCCAGGGCAUUGCUCCAUUGCUGCCUUCUCGCCGUGUACAGUCGGAUACAUUCGCAAUUAUUUCAACAACGGCAGUUUGCCCGUGCCAGAUACCAUGUGCGAGCCAGUUGAGAUACCCUUCAUUCACCCUAGCCCAGAAGUUCAUCUCCUUUCAAACGAUGACAUUCGGGCAAUGGAUGCGCACCGGAGCCUGGGCCGUUCCUUCGCUAAGAAUGCAUGGGGCUUGGGCAAGGCAAUGCUUCCUCGAGGAGAAAGUGGUUUGACGUUGAAGUUUCAGGAUGAUGAAUAG